GUUCUUAUAGGACUUGAAACUGGCUAUAUACCGCCAAAUUUGCAUUACAAUACUCCAAGAGAAGGUAUAAAGUCAUUAGUGGAUGGUAUGAUUAAAGUAGUUGCAGACAAAACCGAAUUUAAGGAUGACAGGGGAUUAAUAGGAAUCAACAGCUUCGGUUUCGGUGGCGGAAACUGCCACGUACUCUUAAGACAUAAUCCCAAGAAGAAAGUAAACCAAGGAAAACCUCUGGAUAAUAUUCCUAGAUUGAUUUGUGUCAGUGGAAGGACACCUGAUGCGGUCAACAUGCUUUUGGAUAGCGUCAUAGAAAAUAAACUUGAUGUAGAGCAUAUCAGAUUGCUACAAGACAUUUUUAG
This is a messenger RNA of Sitophilus oryzae (rice weevil), 356 nucleotides long. Its product is annotated as fatty acid synthase-like. Gene Ontology annotation, biological process: fatty acid biosynthetic process. NCBI's taxonomy places the organism in Eukaryota, Metazoa, Arthropoda, Insecta, Coleoptera, Curculionidae. The record is from RefSeq and is a predicted model, not a curated record. The annotation marks the transcript as partial. Gene Ontology annotation, molecular function: fatty acid synthase activity. The transcript is spliced from 2 exons.